AUGAAUACUCAAAUCCUAUCUCAAAAAACUCGUUACUCGGCUUACAUUGUGUACAAGACAAUAUAUAGAUUUCAUGGCUUUAAACACAUUGGAGUUGGAUUUAUUGGACAUGGAACUCCCAAAGCCAAAAGGUGGGAAAGAAAGGAUCUAGGGAAUGAUUGGUUGGGUUGUAAAAAAAAAUUUAAAGCUUCUAAAAAACAAAAAUUCUACAGCAAUAAAUCUACAUUUACAGACAAACCAAUCACCCACUUAAUAAAACUUGAGGAGGGGGAAGAUGGGUGGAUGGCGACAGAGUUUGGGGAAUUCUUCGCUGAAGGAGGAGGAUUAUUGGAUUGUGAUGAAAUUGUGUUGAGUGUUAUCGAUAUUGAUUAUGCUUAUUGGAAGUGUGGUUUGAUCAUUCAAGGAAUUGAUAUCCGCCCUACGAAAAGCCCAUAA
Molecule: messenger RNA, 435 nt
Organism: Arabidopsis thaliana (thale cress)
Lineage: Eukaryota; Viridiplantae; Streptophyta; Magnoliopsida; Brassicales; Brassicaceae
Gene: PP2-B4
Product: phloem protein 2-B4
Exons: 2
Coding region: 1-435 (144 amino acids)
Source: RefSeq, marked reviewed